Messenger RNA from Spathaspora passalidarum NRRL Y-27907, 3399 nucleotides. Its product is annotated as aminophospholipid-translocating P4-type ATPase. The record is from RefSeq and is a predicted model, not a curated record. The transcript has a single exon. Gene Ontology annotation, biological process: intracellular protein transport; post-Golgi vesicle-mediated transport; endocytic recycling. Gene Ontology annotation, molecular function: ATP hydrolysis activity; ATP binding; magnesium ion binding. NCBI's taxonomy places the organism in Eukaryota, Fungi, Ascomycota, Pichiomycetes, Serinales, Debaryomycetaceae. The coding region runs from base 1 to 3399 and encodes 1132 amino acids. Gene Ontology annotation, cellular component: plasma membrane.
AUGGAUCAUGGAUUAAAUGCACCUUAUGGAUACUAUGGGAAUUAUAUCUCAACUACAAAAUAUAACUUUGCAACUUUCUUGCCCAAGUUCUUAUUUGAACAAUUCAGUAAAUAUGCUAAUUUGUUCUUUUUAUUUACAAGUAUUAUUCAACAAGUUCCACAUGUGUCACCUACCAAUAGAUUUACAACUAUAGGGACAUUAAUUGUUGUGUUGUUGGUUUCAGCAAUUAAGGAAAUUAUGGAAGAUAUUAAAAGAGCAAAUGCAGAUAAACAAUUAAACAAUACCAAAGUUCAGGUUCUUGAUGCUGAGUCUGGAUCAUUUGUAUGGAAAAAGUGGAUUAAAGUUCAGGUGGGGGAUGUUGUGAAAGUCAAUAACGAAGAACCAUUCCCAGCAGAUUUAUUAUUAUUAAGUUCGUCUGAACCAGAAGGGUUAUGUUACAUUGAAACUGCUAAUUUAGAUGGUGAAACUAACUUAAAGAUCAAACAAGCUAAAACAGAAACAGCAUAUUUAGUCAACCCUCGAGAUUUGCUUUCUGAUUUACAUGAUGCGGAAAUCGUUUCAGAACAACCAAACAGUUCAUUAUACACUUAUGAAGGUAAUUUACGUAAUUUUAGAAAUGGAUCUGUUAGGGAUAUCCCAUUUACACCCGAGCAAUUGCUAUUACGUGGUGCUACCUUGAGAAACACUCAAUGGAUUCAUGGGGUUGUUAUUUUUACUGGACAUGAAACAAAAUUAAUGCGUAAUGCCACUGCUACACCUAUUAAACGUACUGAUGUUGAACGAAUUAUUAAUUUACAAAUCAUUGCUCUUUUCUGUGUGUUGAUUACCCUUUCUUUGAUUUCUACCAUUGGAAAUGUGAUUAAGACAAGAGUUGAUAAUAGUAGUUUGGGCUAUUUGUAUAUGGAAGGAACCUCCACUGCCAAGUUAUUCUUCCAGGAUAUUUUAACCUUUUGGAUUUUAUACUCAAAUUUGGUUCCUAUUUCAUUGUUUGUUACUGUGGAAUUAAUUAAAUAUUACCAGGCAUUCAUGAUUGGUAGUGAUUUGGACAUGUACUAUGAAGAAACUGAUACUCCAACAGGGGUUAGAACAUCGUCUUUGGUUGAAGAAUUGGGUCAAAUUAACUAUAUUUUCAGUGAUAAAACGGGAACAUUAACUAGAAACGUUAUGGAAUUUAAAGCUGUGUCUAUUGGAGGAAAAUGUUAUAUUGAAGAAAUCCCAGAAGAUGGGUAUCCACAAAUUGUUGAAGGUGGAAUUGAAAUUGGUUUCCACACAUUCAAUGAAUUGCAUCAAGAUUUGAAAAACACAAACACUCAACAAUCAGCAAUAAUCAACGAGUUUUUAACACUUUUAAGUACUUGUCAUACCGUCAUUCCUGAAAUUACCGAAAGUGAUAAAAUUAAAUAUCAAGCUGCUUCUCCUGAUGAAGGUGCUUUAGUUCAAGGUGCUGCUGAUUUAGGGUACAAAUUCAUCAUUCGUAAACCAAGAUAUGUUACGAUUGAAAAUACCUUGACUACGAUGCAAUCGGAAUAUGAAUUGCUUAAUAUUUGUGAAUUUAAUUCUACAAGAAAGAGAAUGUCUGCAAUUUUCAGAUGUCCUGAUGGUGUUAUUAGAUUGUUCUGUAAAGGUGCGGAUACGGUUAUUUUGGAAAGGUUACUGGAGGACGAACCACAACCAUUUGUCAAUUCCACUAUUAGACAUUUAGAAGAUUUUGCAGCCGAAGGGUUACGUACAUUAUGUAUUGCUCUGAGAAUCAUUUCUGAAGAAGAAUAUGAAAGUUGGUCAGCCACUUAUUAUGAAGCAUCUACAAGUUUAGAUGAUAGAUCCGACAAAUUGGAUGCUGCAGCCGAGUUAAUUGAAACUAACUUAUUCUUGCUUGGUGCAACUGCAAUUGAAGAUAAGUUACAAGAUGGAGUUCCUGAAACUAUUCACACAUUACAAAAUGCUGGUAUUAAAAUUUGGGUCUUGACUGGUGACAGACAAGAAACUGCUAUUAAUAUUGGUAUGUCGUGUAAAUUGCUCAGUGAAGAUAUGAAUUUGUUAAUCAUUAACGAAGAAACCAAAGAUGGUACCAGAAUGAAUUUACAAGAAAAAUUAACUGCUAUACAAGAUCAUCAAUUUGAUAACGAAGACGGUUCAUUUGAAUCUACCCUUGCGUUAAUCAUUGAUGGUCAUUCACUUGGCUUCGCUUUAGAAUCAGAUUUAGAGGAUUUGUUUAUUGAAUUAGGAAGCAGAUGUAAAGCUGUUGUUUGCUGUCGUGUAUCACCAUUACAAAAGGCAUUAGUGGUCAAAAUGGUUAAACGGAAAAAGAAGAAAUCAUUAUUAUUGGCGAUUGGUGAUGGUGCCAACGAUGUUUCGAUGAUCCAAGCAGCCCAUGUUGGUGUUGGUAUCAGCGGAAUGGAAGGUAUGCAAGCAGCAAGAAGUGCCGAUAUUUCCAUUGGUCAAUUCAAGUACUUGAAGAAAUUAUUAUUAGUUCACGGAACAUGGUCAUAUCAACGUAUUUCCAAUGCAAUCUUAUACUCAUUCUACAAGAAUAUUACCUUAUAUAUGACACAAUUUUGGUUUGUGUUCACAAAUGCGUUUUCAGGUCAAUCUAUCAUGGAAUCUUGGUCAUUGACAUUCUAUAAUGUCUUCUUUACUGUUUUACCACCAUUUGUCCUUGGUGUAUUUGAUCAAUUUGUUAAUGCAAGAUUGUUAGAUAAAUAUCCUCAAUUAUACCAAUUAGGUCAACAAAGGAAAUUCUUUAAUGUUGCAGUAUUUUGGAGUUGGAUUACCAAUGGAUUCUAUCACAGUGCUGUGAUAUUUUUGUGUUCGUUUUUGAUUUAUAGAUAUAUGAAUGUGUUAUCUACAGGGUUGACUGCCGAUAAUUGGUCUUGGGGUACUGCAGUGUAUACAACGUGUACAUUGACUGCAUUGGGUAAAGCAGCAUUAAUUGUUUCAUUGUGGACAAAAUUUACGUUAAUUGCAAUUCCCGGUUCAUUUAUUUUCUGGUUAUUAUGGUUCCCUAUUUAUUCCACCGUGGCACCAAUGACUAAAGUAUCGCAGGAAUUACGUGGGGUAUUAAGAGCCACUUAUCCAUCUAUUACUUUCUGGUCAAUGAUAUUUGGAGUUGCUGUGUUGUGUUUAUUAAGAGAUUUCGCAUGGAAGUUUUAUAAGAGACGUUAUUCACCUGAGACCUAUCAUUAUGUUCAAGAAAUUCAAAAGUACGAUAUUCAAGAUCAAAGACCAAGAAUGGAAGAAUUCCAAAGAGCGAUUAGAAAAGUUAGACAAGUUCAAAGAAUUAAAAAACAGAGAGGUUUUGCCUUCUCGCAAGUUGAAGGACAAGAUCAAGAAAAGAUUGUUAGAUUGUAUGAUACUACUAAAAAGAGGGGAGUUUUUGGAGAAUUGAGUGAGAGUACAUAA